This is a messenger RNA of Psylliodes chrysocephalus, 414 nucleotides long. Lineage: Eukaryota; Metazoa; Arthropoda; Insecta; Coleoptera; Chrysomelidae. The record is from the annotation of a GenBank genome assembly.
AUGGGAAGAAAUAUUAAAUAUAAAGAUAUUUUCAAAGAUGAAUUGACGACUUAUCCAAUGUCACUGGCACCUACAGGCAUAUUAUCUACCACUUCAAACAAGUCUAACUUAGAAAAUAUUAUAAAAAAAUUUACUAGAAGUUGCAAUGAUUUACCAUCGAGAAAUUUUGGUAAAAUUUGCCACGUAUUCGAUGGAAUGACAUUAAUACAGAGAGUUGGCAAACCUACUAACGCCAAAUCGUUUGAAGAAUAUGCAAACAUCUUUAAGAACAAAUACAAUGCCGAAAGAAUUGAUUUUGUCCUGGAACAUUAUGAAGAUUUGUUGAUAAAGAAUUGCACAAGAGAGAAGAGGGGACAUAAAAAUGACGCCAUAGAGAGAGCCAUUGAAAGCUCAGACACAUUAUUACCUCAAUAG